This is a messenger RNA of Aspergillus eucalypticola CBS 122712, 735 nucleotides long. RefSeq lists its product as uncharacterized. The coding region runs from base 1 to 576 and encodes 191 amino acids. The record is from RefSeq and is a predicted model, not a curated record. The transcript has a single exon. NCBI's taxonomy places the organism in Eukaryota, Fungi, Ascomycota, Eurotiomycetes, Eurotiales, Aspergillaceae.
AUGUCAACCCCAACCCCAGACGACCAAACACCACCACCACCACCAGCCACAACAAUCACCACGUCCUCACAAUCCUCCUCCUCCCCGCGCCUCCCCGUCCAAACCCACCACUGCCGCUUCUGCAACCACCUUCUCCUCGCAACGACCCGCUCAAUCCCAUCCCUACCGCGGCGCAAAGCCCCCGCAAAAGACGGGGCGUUAAUCCUUCCUCUUCCGCGCGAUCACAGCAUCGAUGAUGAACAAUCGAAACAACAAAAACACUACACGAUUCUCCUCUCAACCACUAUCCCGGAUCGCAAACAUACGCUCGUGCGCAGGCAAGAUGGGUUUGAGAAGAGGUUGUUCCUCCGGUGUGGACGGUGUAGAGUUGUGAUGGGGUAUUUUUUGGAUGAGGUGCAUUUUGGGAGGAUGAGUUCUCAGGAAGGAGGGGAUGGGGAGGGGGAGGGGGAGAAGGCCAGGGUGGUGUAUCUGCUGCCUGGGGCUUUGGUGGAGACGGGGGUUAUGAUGCGGGAUGAGGAGUUGGAGAAGGUGGUGAAGGGGUUAGAUAGGGAGUGGGCGGGGUGGUUGGAGGGAUAAAUCUAUUCAUCCAUCUAUAUGUCUCUCUGUCUUUGAUACUGUGCGCAUAGCAUAGUCUAUGGUUGUGGCGAUGUGUUGGGAGGGAAGUGACAAGUCGGAGUUGUUUGUGCUAUACUUUACUUGCAUAUACCAUGUAUCAUUUACCAUAUUUAUUUAUUC